CUCCCCCCCCGCAGGAACUCCAAUCCAGGCUCACUCUCUAUCGCCUCAAUAUGUCUCAAGAUGGCCGCCAAUGUGGGAUCGAUGUUUCAAUAUUGGAAGAAAUUUGAUUUACAACUGCUUCAGAGAGAACUUGAUGCAACUGCUACUGUAUUGGCCAAUCGACAGGAUGAGAGCGAACAGUCCAGAAAACGACUUAUUGAUGAAAGUCGAGAAUUUAAGAAGAACACACCAGAGGACUUGAGGAAACUAGUGGCACCAUUGCUGAAGAGUUUUCAGGCAGAGAUCGAUGCCCUAAGUAAAAGAAGCAAAGAAGCAGAGGCAGCCUUUUUAAAUGUUUACAAAAGAUUAAUUGAUGUUCCAGAUCCUGUUCCAGCAUUAGAUCUAGGACAACAACUCCAGCUCAAAGUCCAGCGUAUGCAUGAUAUAGAAACAGAGAAUCAGAAACUGCGGGAAACACUUGAGGAAUACAACAAGGAGUUUGCAGAAGUCAAGAAUCAGGAGGUAACAAUAAAAGCACUUAAAGAAAAAAUCAAAGAAUAUGAGCAGACCUUGAGCAGCAGAGCAGAAAGCCUCGCACUUGAGAAAGAACAGAAAUUACAGAAUGACUUCACAGAAAAGGAAAGGAAGUUGCAGGAGACUCAAACAUCUUUGGCCUCCAAAUUUGAGGAGGCUGAUCACAAGGUUCAAGUUUUACAAACAGCCCUGGAAUCAACUCAAACUGAGCUAUUUGAUUUGAAAGCAAAAUAUGAUGAAGAAUCAACUGCCAAAGCGGAUGAAAUUGAAAUGAUCAUGACAGAUCUGGAAAGAGCCAAUCAGAGGGCAGAGGUGGUUCAAAGAGAGGCAGAGACCUUACGUGAGCAACUUUCCUCAGCUAACAAAUCCCUGCAGCUGGCCACUCAGAUCCAGAAAGCUCCUGAUGUGGAACAAGCUAUCGAAGUGCUAACACGAUCAAGUCUGGAAGUUGAACUGGCAGCAAAAGAUCGUGAGAUAAUGCAAUUAGUUGAAGAUGUACAGAGGUUGCAGGCAAACCUGACCAAACUCCGUGAGACCUCAGCAAGUCAGGUCUCACAACUAGAACAACAGCUCAGUGCAAAGAACAGCACACUCAAGCAACUAGAGGAAAAGCUAAAAGGACAGUCUGACUAUGAAGAGGUUAAAAAAGAGCUGAGUAUCUUGAAGUCAAUGGAAUUCGUAGCAUCAGAAGGAUCUGGAUCACAAGACACAUCCAAAACCCUAGAGGUACUUCUGCUGGAGAAGAACCGCUCAUUGCAAUCUGAAAAUGCAACUCUGCGUAUCACCAACAGUGACCUUAGUGGGUCAGCUGGGAGAAAUGGGAAAGACCGACCUGAGAGUCUGCGCCCUUCGACCUCACCAUCCUCCCCUCCCUCUAAGUUGCUGCGCAACGCAAAUGAGCAGGCUUCCAGUGCUAACGGUACGCACCAAUUCUCACCGACGGUUUUAGGUCAAGAUUUUUUCAACUCAUCAUUGACAAGCUCCCCGUUCCCCCUGGCCUCUGCAGGGAAAUUUGCACUAAACUCACUUCUUCAGCGGCAGCUAAUGCAGUCCUUCUACACCAAGGCAAUGCAGGAUGCAGGAAGCACAACCAUGCUUUUUCCAACAGGUCCCUACAGCACAAAUUCCAUAUCAUCCCCAAGCCCCAUCCAGCAGAGCUCUGACCUAAAUGGAAUGAUCCCUUCACCCAGCCAGUCAGAGAGCGCUGGAAGCAUAUCUGAGGGCGAAGAGCUGGACACAGCAGAAAUUGCACGGCAAGUUAAAGAGCAGCUGAUCAAGCACAAUAUUGGCCAACGGAUAUUUGGACAUUAUGUACUGGGGUUGUCUCAAGGCUCUGUGAGUGAGAUACUGGCCAGACCCAAACCAUGGAAUAAGCUGACUGUUCGAGGGAAGGAGCCUUUUCACAAGAUGAAGCAGUUCCUGUCCGAUGAACAGAAUAUUCUGGCCCUGCGGAGCAUCCAGGGCAGACAAAGAGAGGUUCCAGGCCAGAACAUACAAAGAGUGUUGCAGGAAGUAAAGAAACGAAGAUAUGGUUCAGAAGGCAACAUCACAACGCGGAUUAGAACCCCUGAGACCGGCUCUGAUGAAGCCAUCAAAUCCAUUCUAGAACAGGCCAAGAGAGAACUACAAGUGCAAAAAAAUGUUGAUUCAGCUCAGCCACCCUGCACGUCUAGCAGUGGUGGUUCAGAUGAAGCAAUUUGGUCAAUAUUGGAACAGGCCCGGCGUGAGAUGGAAGCUCAGAAGGCAGGCCUUGAGCCGACACCGAAGCCAACACCAGUUACUCAAGCUGACUUGGUCCUCCAUUCGUCCAAAGCAGCAUCAUCUUCCUCCUCAUCAUUCUCUUCCUCACUAAUAGCCAUGAAAAAGCCUUUCACGGUGGAUUCCAGCAACAGUUCAACACAAACUUCUCAUGGAUUUAAAAAAGAAGCAUUGCAUGAUUCAUGCUCCUCAGAGCACCAUGGGGUAGUAGACACACCACAUAAUAUGCUCAAGCAAGUUAAAAAUGAGUUGGGACGAAGUAGUAUAUGGAGGGACCAGUGGUGGAACACAGUUUGCCCUGACAGAAGAAAUUCAGCCUUUUCAGAAGAUGGAAGAGCAGAGGAAGCUUGCACUGGGAGGGAAAGAAUUAGUAAUCCAAGCAGACUGGAGAGAAAUGCUUUGCAAGGACCUGCUGCUUCUGACCACUGGAAGGACUGGCAAAAUGCAGAGUCGCCAUACUCUCAAGCCUCUGAUUUAGGCACCGUGAUUGCAAGUAGCAGUGUGACCCCACAGAGCAGCCCCCUGCCUUCCUCACCUCUUGUUCCUGUCUCUAAACCGCAUAAGCCCUCUGUCCCACCAUUAACACCAGAGCAGUAUGAGAUCUACAUGUACCAGGAAGUGGACACAGCUGAGCUGACGCGACAGGUGAAGGAAAAGUUGGCCAAGAAUGGGAUCUGCCAGAGGAUCUUUGGGGAAAAGGUGUUGCGUCUGACUACACAACCAUUCAGCUCCGCACCGGCCACAUCAAAUGACUACAGUGGAGCAUUCUGCACUGGAGCAACACCGGUUUUGGGUCUGUCACAAGGGAGUGUCAGUGAUAUGCUGUCUAGGCCCAAGCCUUGGAGUAAAUUGACUCAGAAAGGCCGAGAACCCUUUAUUCGUAUGCAGCUGUGGCUGAAUGGUGAGCUGGGACAGAGUGUUCUUCCAUCCCAGGUCCAGCAACCAGGACAAGAGAUUACCCCAAAGACCUCAGCUAGUUGCAGCCCAGCCCCUGAAUCUCCAGUCAGCUCUGCUGAAUCAGUGAAGAGUGUGGCUGAACUAUCAUCACAACAAUCCAUAGCUACAGAGAGCAGUAAGGACAUCAAGCCACCAGAACCAUGUGAACAGCCUUCGAAUGAUCCUCAGGUUCUAUCAUCACUGCCAAUUUCUGGUCAGUCAGCGUUAAGCAUACAGGAGCUGGUAGCCAUGUCUCCUGAACUCGAUACAUACGCCAUCACAAAGAAAGUCAAAGAGGUGCUGACAGACAACAACUUAGGCCAACGUCUGUUUGGAGAGACCAUCCUUGGCCUGACACAAGGUUCCGUGUCUGAUCUGCUGGCACGGCCCAAACCCUGGCACAAGCUGAGCCUGAAGGGAAGGGAGCCUUUUGUCCGCAUGCAGCUCUGGCUCAAUGACCCAAGCAAUGUUGAGAAGCUGAUGGACAUGAAACGAAUGGAAAAGAAAGCCUACAUGAAGCGCCGACACAGCUCAGUGAGUGACGGUCAUGGCAGUGACUCUUCAGUAGCUGGGCUUGACUACAGUCAAAGUGCCAGUCCCCAGCCGCAGGUUCAUUUGAAGAAGCCCAGAGUGGUGUUGGCCCCCGAGGAGAAGGAAGCUUUGAAGCGAGCUUACCAGCUAAAGCCAUAUCCAUCCCCAAAAACUAUUGAGGAACUUGCUGCUCAGUUGAAUCUGAAAACCAGCACUGUCAUCAACUGGUUUCACAACUACAGGUCCCGCAUUCGAAGGGAGCUGUUCAUCGAGGAAGUGCAGGCAGGGCCUCAUGGUCAGACAGGAUCCAGCGGCUCUCCAUCUGUCAGAGGAAGUAGGACUGGUCACAGCUCAGAAGGGGAAAGCUGUGAUGGAGGAGACUUGGAAGCAGUGACUGAAGAAAAGGAUAAUGUCAUGGGAAUGGAAAAUUACAGCACUGGGUGUGUAACUCCUCAGGGAGGGCAAAUAGAGUCUGUUUGUGAUGAGGAUUCAGAGCCUGUUGUGCAGGCUGACAUUAAAGAAGUGAUUGACACAAAGGACUCAUCCCAUUUAGAAGGAGAUGCCAUGGUCUCUCCAAAUGCUGAGAGUGAAGAUGAGGGCAUCCUGAAACAUCCAGGCCGAAGCAAGAGAUUACACCGGGAAGCACAUACAUCAGGAACAUCCCUGGAGGAGUUCCAGAAAAGUCAGCCUUUGGUCCAGUCAGUUGUAGAAGAGGACAACUCUACCUCAUCCGCCUCCACAUCGGCAACUGUAGCAGAGACCUCCCGAGAUUUGAAAGAAGAUACCUCUUUGGUGCAGCAGGCAAGCAGUGGGCAGAGCACAGGUUGUGGGGGCACCCCGUCCUCUUCCACUAUAGGCUUUCAGAAAGGCCUGUUCAGCUUUUCUGACACAGCCUCACCUGCCCAAAAAACAAGCCUGCGUGAGAACAGCUUAAGGCGUAAGAAAGCAGCAAAUUUGAACAACAUUAUCCAUCGUUUGGAGAAGGCUGCAAGUCGGGAAGAGCCCAUUGAAUGGGAAUUUUGAGAUUAAAUUAUUAAUUAUGCACAACUCCUGAGAGUUAGGUAUUAAGAGACCUUGGACAUUCUGUACUCAUUUUAUCCUGUCACGCACUUAAUGCCCUGCAGGCCACAGGGCAAAAAUGCCAUAGGCCAAGGUGCAUAUAGAAAAGGAGAGCAUUAAGUUCCGUUCAUCAUUGCAUUUUCAAAGCGAGAGAGUUGAAACAUGCAGUUAAGCUUUUGUACCCUGAAGUGUUUUUGUGUCAUGACUGAUUUUCAAACUGUCUGGGAUUAACUGUUACAGCUUUGCCUUCCCCCUCUGCCAAGUGGGCUUCAAGCAGCAACACCCAUCGGCUAAAGAGGGGUUUCCUUUGCCAUAAAAUGGCAGCAGAGCGAUAUUACACUAUUAACUUCUUAACCAGAAAAAGAUUGGAGUUUUCAAAUGACUAGAAUUUUGUAGCUGUUCAGUUGCCACUGAGAGAUUGCACAGUCAUCUGACUCUAAACACACUAGUUUGGUUUCUUAGAUAUUUUGAGAAUUCUUGCUGUUUUAAACUUUGAAAGAGGAAAAAAAACACAUUUAGUCCACUUAUUUUUUAAAAAAAGGUCACGUAAAAAAAGAAUUGUCAAAAAAGAUGUGGUAGGUGAGUUAGUGUUUUCUUGUAUGUGAAUUUAGAAUAAUGAUAUGUAGUGCACAUUGUUUCAUAGCUUUAACUGACUCUGGUUUCUCUGCAGGCCAGGGUUUGUUUAAUACACUCCAUUUUAGGCCAAAUCAGGACAAGAUCUGAACCUAGGUAUUUUAUAACCUGCUUUUUAACCUCUAAACCACAAAGCACGCUGAUCAGACCUCAUAUUGUCUUGUGUGUGAGAGAGUGAGUGUAUGUGAGAGCAAGUUGUAUGUGUGAGAGUUCUUAGGUCUGGCUGAUUUCAUACGUACCAGUGCACAUUUAGAGUGCGUUACUGCCACCCUUUUCUCAAUAAGCUGUGUCAUCAGUAAGGCAUGUGUGAGUUAGCUUGUCACAAGUUACAUAUUUUUUUCUUGCCAUAUCUUUAAUUAAAACUAACAGUAGAUGAUUUCAGUAUACAAGAAUAUUUUUGUGCUUAUUUAUAGGUGCUUUUUUUUCUAUCCAUUGUUAGGAAAGGAUGAAAGGGAGCAAGUCUUGUUCUAGAGGGUCAGACUGCCGGCAGUAUUUGGGAUAUUUUACAAGUUUCACUGGAUAAAUAUUGGCUCCUUGACACCUUCCAAGCUCCAAAUUAUUGAUUAGACGUUGUUUCUCGAUGUAAAUUGCAUCAUGAUUUUUGUGUUGGUCUUUUAGGUCAGAAUCCAUUGAAGUAACUGUGUAGCACAAUCAUAACCUGUCAUUUUAAUUAUAAUAUAUGAAUUCUGUUUCUAUAUUAAUUAUGGUUGAGGAGUUAUAUACCUGAUAUUGCACCACAGUGAGUUGUUUGUAGUUUUUGUAGCAGAUUAUGACUGUUUAUAGGGAAAAUUACAUUACCUGCAUGAUAUGUUAAAUAAUCAUAUAUUUCAUACAUAAAACUGUACAUGUAGAUUGAGCACUUAGCUGUUAAGUAUUGGUGGUGCUGAUUCAACUCCAGCUAGUCAUAGGGAAGGGCUCUAGGAGGCUGCAAGGCAGUGAGUUAGAAUGAAAUCCUCCAGCAUACGUGUUCACAAGGCAGCAUUCCUCAAUAUCAUCAAUAUCAAGCUGCAUAUGCCGAAUUUUAUAAUUUGCAAAUAAUAUGAGGUGAAACUGCCUUCUUCCAAAAUAAAUGUUAUUAGUGCUAGGCAUAAGCACAAGAAACAGAUUGCACUGACACAGGUCCCCCUCCCUCAGUGUUAAAGUGCAAAAUAUCAUUAUUUCUAAAUGUUUAAUUUCAAGGGCAAACUUCAUUUACUUUUCUCUGUCUCCCGGGUUCAUUCACCAACUGCAUCCAAAGGGUGAGAGGGACAAGCUACUCCCAGCGCUCUAAUGGGCGGUCCUAGGGAUAACCCUGAUAUUUUCUUUUCUCCUUUGAGGAGUCAUUUAAGAUCCACUCCAUAAUAAGAUUAGCCCUAAUAUCAGGAUCUCACUGACUACGAGAAUUUAACCUGUGUCCUUCUCCAUUCUGACCUCCUUUCUGCCCCAACUACACACCAUUGCCCCAAUUGGCCAGAAAACACAAGGUAAUGCUCGACUUCAUUAGCAAAAUGGCCUCCUGCCCCAGUACUUUUACUACAAAAUCUUUGGACUUGAGGCUGUGGUAAAUAAAAUGGUAAUCAAACAAAAUAGCUCAGAACAAUUGACACUUGUCAAACUCAGCUUUCUAGUUCCUGCCUUUUCAUAUCCCAAGCAUUUUCAUGACUGCUGUAGCAGCACUGCUGCCCCUUACAAUUCUGCAUCAAUGUUUGAGUAUCAUCUAAACAUAGCUUUGCACAAUAUUGGCAUGUUGGAAGUUAGCCCUUGGUUGCAGAUGGGGAAGAUUAUUGCCAGACUUCGUGCUUGAGUUUGCACCAUUGUGAAGAAGGCUUGGAAAAGAGGGUGAAGGACCAGGCCCAUAGCCUUGACAAUGUUCUUAUUUUGCUAACUUUGGCAAAAAAUGAUAUAAGUAAAUUUUCGCAACCAUUUUUGAGAAGUGGUAGGCUGUCCAUCCUCUCCUAAAGCAUUCAUGGCCCUUCUCAAAAUAGUCCACUUUGCAAAGUGUGCUUAAAGCUGGACUACUCAGGAAAUUAAACCUUAAUUGGAACAUAAUAUAAUCGAUGUAAAUGUAACUUGAAGCUUCAGAUUUUGAUACGAUUUCUUAGAAUGUGAUAACUUUAUCCCAUGACCGUUUACAGUAGUGUGUAGUUCUACAGGGCCCAUGCUAAAAGUUUGAAAAUAGCUGUACAACUGUCCCAAAGCCACUGUAAAGGAAUUAGUGAUUAUUAGAAAUAUUCUGAAUAAUAUCAAAAGCUGACACCUUGCUGAGAUAAAUGGGGCCACGUUUUUUUUCACAAAUUUUGCUGUAUAGCCUACAAAGAGCGAUGAUCAACAACAGUAUUUUUAGCAGGCAGAUAUACAGUUUUAUUCAUUUUAAUCUUCCAUUUUGUCCCCCAUAUACUCCAUAAUUAUUUGUAGCUUCUGGCCCUGUUAAGUUUAAGCAUCGCGUGGUAAUUCAUAAUGACAAACAGUGCUCCAUAAUAAUUUGUAUAUAAGACUGAGGUUAAUACUACAAAAUGCAUACCACCACCUUGAAAAAUGUGCAGACCCUAAAGCAAAUACUUUUUAUUGAUAUGCAAGACCUAGCACUUAAUAACCAGAGCUGUGUUGAGUUUAAUUCUGAUGCUAUUGGAAUGAAGUGUCCUAGGUAGAAAAGUCUUAAAAGUGAUUUUUUUUUUGUAAAUAAUUCUUGAAGCUGACAACCUGAGAACAAUACAAGCAUUUACUUUA
This is a messenger RNA of Carcharodon carcharias (great white shark), 8136 nucleotides long. Its product is annotated as protein CASP-like. Gene Ontology annotation, cellular component: Golgi membrane. Gene Ontology annotation, biological process: intra-Golgi vesicle-mediated transport; regulation of DNA-templated transcription. NCBI's taxonomy places the organism in Eukaryota, Metazoa, Chordata, Chondrichthyes, Lamniformes, Lamnidae. The coding region runs from base 61 to 4761 and encodes 1566 amino acids. The transcript is spliced from 24 exons. The record is from RefSeq and is a predicted model, not a curated record. Gene Ontology annotation, molecular function: DNA binding; DNA-binding transcription factor activity, RNA polymerase II-specific.